Cutaneotrichosporon cavernicola is the source of this 1110-nucleotide messenger RNA. RefSeq lists its product as uncharacterized. The record is from RefSeq and is a predicted model, not a curated record. NCBI's taxonomy places the organism in Eukaryota, Fungi, Basidiomycota, Tremellomycetes, Trichosporonales, Trichosporonaceae. The transcript has 4 exons. Bases 1 to 1110 code for a protein of 369 amino acids.
AUGGCACCCACCGCGAAGAAAGUGAAGGAGCCAACCCGUCCUAAAUCGUCUCGCCAAGCGGACACCGCAGCCAAGACCAAGGCUGCGGCUGAGGCGAAGCAGGUCAAGGAGAAGGAGACGAAGAAGGUCGCCGCGGCCAAGAAGAAGGCGAGCAAGGCGGAGAAAGUCGCCGAGGAGAAGGAGAGCAGGUCGUCCAAGGCGGCCAAGGAGAGCAAGACUACGAAUGAGAAGUUGACCAAGGCUACUAAGGAGACCAAGGAGAAGAUUAGCCGCUCCAAAACGGACGACAGCAAGUCUGAGCCAAAGAGAAAGGCGAAGACCACCAAGGCGCCGAAGGAGAAGACCACCAAGGAGAAAAGCGCGAUCAAGACCGCAGCCAAGGCCACCAAGCCUGCCGGCGCCAAGGCUGCGGGCGUGGACUUUAUCGCGACCGCACAGGCGAUCCAGAUCGCGGUCGAGGACAUCGAGUUCGCAGCGGAGCCGAAGACGUUCAACACGCGCUCGCACGGGUGGUCGGGCAGCAAGAACGCCAAGAUCAACGGAAAGGACGUUAUGAUCACCAUCAACGUUGUCGUUAAGGGGAGCAAGAAGGCGGCGGAUGAGGAGGCCGCUGACAUGAUGGAGGAUGAUAGGGACGCCGUUGCCGAGGGUCCCGCGGCCGCUGAGGACAGCGACAUUGGUGACAUUGACGAGGCCGACGACGAUGGCGAUGAGGUUGGUGACGACGUCGCGGAGGACGGCGAGUUCACCGUUGGCGUCCUUGAUGUUGUCGAGGACGACGACGAGCACGAGCACGAGCACGCCGAAAUGGUCGCCGAGCUCCCCAUCGCCGACAUGACGGAUUCGUCAGAUGAGGAUGGGCCAAAGCUGGUGCCAGAGCCGGUGUACGAGGAUUCUGACGAGAUUGACCCAGAGACUGUCGCUGUCGCUGAGGCCGCCCCGUCUCCUUCUAGCGCUGGUUCGCCUGCCCCCACUCCAGUGCCAGAGGUCAAGGCGGUGCGCAAGGCCAAGCGUUCCGCGAGCGAGAUGACGAAGACGUCCAAGAAGGGCGCCACGCGCAAGACGAGCAGCCGCUCGACGAAGAAGCGUCGUUCCCUUAGCGCCGAGUAG